GCCUCGUCCUUCAAGUCCCCUCGAGCCGCUCGUUUCGCCGAAGCGACGACAGUCAACUCACCAAUCGAACCACCUCGAUCAUCUUUCAUAGCUGCACCGACAAAUCACUUUCGACCGCAGCCUCAGCCAUCUGAUAUUGGAUUUGGAUAUAUCGAUGACAAGCACACUUCGCACGUAAUAGUCGAGAUGGAAGACACAGAUAACAACCAUCUACCUCGAGGUAGAAGUGAGGCACCUUUGAGCCCACCUCUGAAGAGUGCAAUGAAAACUCCUGGAGUGGCUCCGAGGAACUUUGGCAAUCUCAUGAGUCCUACGUUCCGGGAGGAACAUGUCUUGGAGAAGAGAGAACUCGCUACUGAGAAGGAGCAGGCCAAGGAUAUUAAAAUCAAAACCCGCGUUCGUGCAGCAAAGAUGUUUCUGAGAAGCAUCAACUUCGCAUGCUCUCUCAUCGUCUUGGCCAUGCUUGGAACGACUUUUGCAAUCUUCAAUGCAACGAAACAUCUGUCACCUCGAAGCAAUCUUCCUCCAUGGGCUAUCGGUACGAGUCCAUGGCCUCAAAUUCUUCUUCUAGUCAUCGCCUGUAUUUCCAUGGUCUUUUGCAUUGCCAUCUUCUGGGGCUACUGCCGAGGCGGACACAAGAGAGCAGAGAAGGUCCAGACUUACUACACUGUGUUCGCUGUCGGAUUCUUCGCCUUCAGUGUUGUGAUGUGGGGAAUUGGCGCUGGUGUUCUCAACACUACCAGGACAAACAGCAAUGGACAAGAUCUCUGGGGUUGGUCGUGCAAGGAGAACAAACGCAAAGAGCUCUUUUCUGAUGCUGUCAACUAUGCCCUUGUCUGCCGCUUGCAAAACUGGUCCCUGGUAUGUGCCGUGAUCGAAAUCGUCGUCGAGCUUUGCGCGAUCGGGUGCUACUCGUUCGUCUUCUACCGCAUCUGGUCCAAGAGAAAGCUGCGCAAGUCUAUGGCUGUUCGUGACCGCGCUCGCUCAGAUCUUUACCUUGCUCAACUGCGUUCCCAAUCUGCACCAAACACACCUGGUCUGAACGGUCCUCUGAGUCCAAGAGAUGGUGGUUGGAGACCGCCUGUUGACUACUACAAGGCUGGCCCUUCGGUCGACGCUGGACCAGUUGAAGACGAGGGUGUCAGAUACGUUGAUGCCUCUCGACAGCCUCCUGCGCCUAAGCCAUUCGUACUGCAGCCACCUCCCGCCAAAGGCACGACACCGAAAAUGCAACAGACUGGUUUCAGUCCCAUCAACUACACCUCACCACCAGACUCGAGGUCAGUUUCACCAAUUCAAAUGCAACCCACAGAACAACGGCAAGGACACUUUGCUGCAGCUCCCGGUGAGCAGGUCUAUGAGGCUGUGCCCAUUCCUGAAUCUUACGGUAGCCCCCUGAACUCGCCUACAGUCGCACCAAGA
Messenger RNA from Aureobasidium namibiae CBS 147.97, 1422 nucleotides. RefSeq lists its product as uncharacterized. The record is from RefSeq and is a predicted model, not a curated record. Lineage: Eukaryota; Fungi; Ascomycota; Dothideomycetes; Dothideales; Saccotheciaceae. The annotation marks the transcript as partial. The transcript has 2 exons.